Ylistrum balloti is the source of this 5151-nucleotide messenger RNA. RefSeq names its product ankyrin repeat, PH and SEC7 domain containing protein secG-like. The transcript is spliced from 5 exons. Gene Ontology annotation, molecular function: protein binding. Bases 1 to 1329 code for a protein of 442 amino acids. Gene Ontology annotation, biological process: intracellular signal transduction. The record is from RefSeq and is a predicted model, not a curated record. NCBI's taxonomy places the organism in Eukaryota, Metazoa, Mollusca, Bivalvia, Pectinida, Pectinidae.
AUGGCGCACAUUAGGAAAAGGAAAAGCUCCGAAAUGAUUCAAAAAGACAUUGAAUUGGACAGGUUGUUGGUGUUGGCAUCGAAAGAGGGCGAUUUCGAAGAGGUCAAAAAUUUAAUCGAACUCGGUGCAUCACCUGAUGCAACCGAAUACAACAAAAAUUUGUUUUAUGCAUCACAAAAUUACACCACCCCUUUACAAAAUGCUGCUGCGAUGGGAUAUCCUCAGAUCGUCCAGUAUCUCAUUGAAAAGGGAGCUGACAUUAAUGCCAAAGAUCGCUUCGAUGUGACAGCAUUACAUAUGGCAGCAGAAAUGGGUCACACAGACUGUCUACAAAAGCUUCUGGAUGCUGAAGCAUUAUGCAAUGUUGGAACCAAAUAUUCUAAACAGGGAUCUUACACAGCUUUUCCUCAUGCAGGGGGCACAACCCCACUGCAUCUGGCAGCUGCUAACAAUCACAUUGAAUGUGUAACCAAGCUGAUUUGGGACGGGGCAGACUAUAAUGCUGUGGACGAGUUUGGCCGCACCAGUCUGUACAUAGCAGCUCAGAAGACAUUUGAAGAUUGUGUUCAUGCUCAUCUCAAUAAUGCCAUAUGGAAAGACAUUUUAUCUCUUCCUUCUAAACAGACAGGUGAUACUCCUCUCCAUGAGUGUGUGAAGAACGGCAUGCUGUCCUGUGUAGAGUCCCUGCUGAAGCGAGGAUCAGAUGUGAACCACAAGAACAUGGCUGGUUUUAGUCCUCUUCACUUAGUUGUUCAAGCUAAUAAGACAUUCUCUAUGGACAUGCUGAAACAGUUGGUCAUGAAUGGGUACAAUACUGAUGUCAACAUCCCAGAGUCUCUUGGCUACAGUCCACUCCAUUAUGUUUGUUUCCAUGAAACCUCCAUGCAGGAGAGACGACCAGAAGCUGCUGCAUUACUGAUUGCCUAUGGAGCCUCAUAUAAAAUAUUAAAUCGGCAAGGCGAUAACGUACUUCAGUACGAACUCCGUAACAAAAACACAGACAGAACAAUUCUACAUGCCAUUGUAAAAAGUGAAGCUUACCUUCCAACGUUAGAGUCUCUUGGUGCAGUGUCAGCACACAUAUUGACCCCUGGUGCUCGUGAUCCUGGUCAUCAGGGAAUAAUGAAUUUGAAUCGGUCAGAUGAACAGUGUGCCAAGUUGUCAUGGUACCGUGACCUUUGUAAGGAUCCUCGCCCCCUCCAACACUACUGCAGAUGUGUGAUUCGUAACACCAUUGGAGUGAGGAGGCUGAGUAAAAUAGAUACUCUGCCCCUACCUACAACCCUUAAGGAAUAUCUGCAUUUGACUUUGGAAGAGUUCAGAUCGUGAGGUGUUGUAUUUAUUUUCAUUGUUGAUUUUUUCACAUGAAUAUUAUGAACAUUUGUUGACAUACUGAAUCUCUGUAUUAGGACAUCAGUUGCUUAUUAUCAUCAUUUGCUGUAAUAAGAUAUGUUUGACCAGUCAUCACUGUGAGAUCUAUAUGAUAUGACCAUGUGUAUCUAUGCAGCAAUAACCCAAGGAGCCAGUACAUUAUUUCCUACUCGAGAGUUAGGGUAGAGGGUUAUUACAGGCGUAUGAAGUAGGAUUUGUUUAUGAUUUUGCAGCAGUUCGGUUUGACUUUUUACCAGGCUUAUUGCUGGAUAAAUACAGUAUUGAAGUAGUUUUGAACAUAGAUUGAGACGUCAAGUAUCUUCGGACAUAUUUUUUAAAUUUGUUAUUCAUAUCAUGCAUUUCAUAGUUCAGAAAUUUCGUCACGCACAUGACACUGAAUUUUUGCUAUUUCCAGAUAUUAAAGCAGUUAAAUUACAGAUUGUCAUUCAUAUCUCAUCGAAAUGUGUUUUCUCUACUAUUUGCAUAAUCAGUGCUAGAAUAUCAAUGUUUACUGGGACCAUACCAUUCACACAUCAAUCCAUGAAAGGUUUUUGUCAGCAUGAAUUCUGCUUUAAUAUGUAUCAACCUCUAGUCACUAAAUAUAUAUAUAAUAGUGGGAGCAAAUAGAGGCAGACAGGUGAUGAAAAUUGAAUCUACUUUUUUUUCCCUCUGUCCAACUUCUUAGAUGUAUGUUUCUUCUUAAACAUGUAUAUAGUUCAAGUUCAAUAGAAAAAAUAUCAAGAAAGUAUUUUCCACCUGGAGAUGUAAUCAAUUAAAUAUCUUCUUAAAUGGGAAAGCGAUCAGUAUUUUAUCUAACGGUACAUUAAUUGUUUAAGUAUAUACAUCAACACAUGUGUAUAUACCAAACUGCAAACAGCAAUAUUUUUGUGGGUAGAUAUUUUUGCUAUUCCAAGUAUUUAAAAUGAUAUUUUCUGUAUGGAAUGCCUCUGGGGCAUUAGCAAUGUAAUUGAUAUAUUUUCGCUGAGACUUGAUGUUUUUGACUGGUGAAAUGAAGCACUUUCUUUGAAUAAGGCAGGUAAGUGGUAUAUAUACAAAGUAUUUUUUUUAGAAGACAGAAGUAGCAGUUAGUAUUUUCUAGACAUUCCCCUCAAGUGCUAAUUAAUUCAAGUAUAUGCAAUAUGUGAAUAAGGUGAAAGAGUUGAGAGGAAUACCUCAAGUCUUUAAGGUUUUAUUAUGACCAAUGAAUCCUAACAAUAAACAUCUGUAAUAAGUUGGAAACUGUAAUAUAGGGUUUAUUCUUUGCAAUUAUCAGGAUUUCACAUGAAUUAUGAGAUUCUAAUUUAUUUACAGAGAUACGAAAGUGCUGGUGUAUUAAAGAUCCUGUCUAACAUGUUGACAGUUCCAUGUGUUAAACUAUUCAACCUUUUAGAUGAAUGUGAAAGUAGAAAUAAUAUUAUUUGUGAAUUGUUUAAAAGUAGUAUCAACCUUUUUAAUUGAUAUCACUAAUAAUUUAUAAGUUAUUUCUACAUCCAUGUUUCUAAUAUUAUCUUUAUUUGAAGUUAUAUUAAAAUUUCUCAUAAAUGUCGGUUUGAUUUUAUGUACUGUACCUUUUUGCGACUUUAAUACAACUGAGAGGUUUCGUUUGCAUGGAAAAUUCAAUAAAUCCAAUAUCCGUUUUCAGAUAAGGCUAACACAUCCUAGUCCGAGUUGUUCUGAGGUGCUUUCAACUUCUUUUUUCGAAAAAAGUUGAUGGAAUACCAGAGAAACAAAUACUAGACAAAUGCACAAGGCAUACAUAUUAAUAUUUUUGUAUGGAAUUCAUUUUUAGCAGUCCAAACUUAUCAAAGCUCAUUUUUGCAUCAACACAAAUAUUUCUAUAUCUACUUUAUCUGAUUUAUUAUGACUGUAUGGCAUUGGACAAUGGUAGUCUCAACCUAUAAAGCAUGAAUAUGGAACAUUCUGCAGAAUAUCUGUUUCAGCCAUAACUACUGAAUGGCUUGUGUGUGAUAAUAAUUGAGUCAUCACAUUCAAGACCUUUACAGGGGCCCAAGGGGUCAGAGGUCGCAUAACUUUAUUGGUACUAUAUCUGCUGAAAUUAGUCUAGAUGCUUGUUUAUCGAUUAUUGUAUGUCUCCUCCCCCUCCCCCAAACCCUCCAGUAUUUCAAUAAAAAAUUUAAGAUGUUCAUUAUGCACUAGUAAUUGACUGCAUUGAUGUUUUAGGGCAAAUACAAGAAAGUCAUUUUGUCUUUUUAUAACAAACACUAUGGUGUUGCUUAUAAUGUUAGAAUUCACAUUAAUAAUCACUUCUGUAUUCAGUACAUUUUAUUGAAAGGAACCAAAUUUGGUAUAUAUGCAGACUGUAAUAAUAAUAAAAAGUUAGAUGAGGACCCUAGACUUUAAAAAUGGUUUGUGCUCGUUUGUCUUAUGGCCUCAUUAAAGUUUUUUUUAGAAAGUAAAAGCUAGGACAUAAAGACUGCAAGUUAUUGUUGUUUUUUCUGUUAAAUCUUUGAACACAAAAUUAAUUUUGUUUUGUUUUUUUUUAAUUUAAGUUGAUAUUAAUCACUUGAUGUAUGCUUUCCUUAAUGUCAGAGUGAGGCAUUAGCUCAGUCAGUUGAAUGUUGGCUUACAUUAUGUAUUGUUAAGGUCUGAGAUGCAUUAUGUUCACUGCCUGAGAUUGUUAACGUUUCUAAGGAAUUUGAGAAAUGGAUGAGUCUGUGCUGAUAUGCUUGUGUCCUUGGGCAAGACACUUUACCCUUGCUCCAGAUUGUUUGCCACAGGACUCCCAUAUGUUCUUCAGUGAUAUAGCUACCAGUUACUACAAGGAGACCUUGCCUUGAAGUAACCCCAGGCAGGGUGAUUAACCCGUAAACAUCUUUGCUCUGAUGAAGGCAAAUUGGCUUGUAGAAGAAGCAGUAUCAAUGCUUUAUGUAAUAUGUAUUACAUGUGUCUUGCUUUGUUCUAUAGCAUUUUCCAAGCUAUAAAUAUUUUAUUUGAAUGUUUUUGACCUGCAAGACAAGUAGACAAAAAAAAAAUGAUUACAAAUAUUAUGAUAAAUUUUAACCAGAAUGACCUAUGACAUUGAAGUUUACUUGAGAUGUUUAAUUUUGGACCUGUACACCUUCAGGUUAAUUCUGAGGUAAUUGUUAAGUGUAUAGAGUACAGCUUAAAAAGUGAUCAAUGUAUUUGUGCUCCUUACUGUAACAUAGACUCAUCUGUAAUCUACAUAACAAUGAGAGGUGAACACGACUGUUUGAACUGCCUUGACUAGUUACAAUUCAAUUAAAAAUAUUGUUGUAUGUACAUCUGUAAAUGCAUGAUGAUUUUUAAGGGGAGAUGACUCCACAUAGUAAGUGAUAUUUUGUCAAGGGGAGAAAUUCUCUACCAAGUAGGCGAUGGUAGUUUGUCAAGAGGAGACAACUGUUCCAAGUAUGUGACAAUAUUUUGUUUUCAUUCGUUCUCUACAACUUAUUUAAGUCUGACAGAAGUGCUUGUCAAAAUUAUAUAAUUAGAGUGUUUGAGUCUUUCAUGUGUUGAGUAUUCCAAAAUGGAGCCAUGUUGUAUAGGGUAGAAUUAUUACAUUAUCCAUUAUCUGUAUCUUACCUGUUAUUGAGAACUGAACCAAUUUAUUACAUGAACUGUUGGUUGUUAGUAUUUGUAUAUAAAGUACAUUUCAUGGUAUAUAUAUAUAUAUAUAUGGCAUGUACACCACUUCAACCACACAAAAGAAAUGUGUGAUCAAAUAUCGUCAUUUUUUUUCUAGAAAAGAAAUGUCUGUUCCUGUUAUAUCAUUAUGAGAUUAAAAAUAAAAAUAAAGAUGCA